AUGUUCAAUGGAGUCGUCAAAACACUUAGUAGCGUACGAUAUGUGCCAAAACUGAAGAGGAAUUUGAUUUUGUUGAGUACUUUUGAUUCAAAAAGGCACAAGUACAUAGUUGAAAGUGGGGUUCUGAAUAUUAGCAAGGGUUCCCUCGUUGCGAUGAAAGUGCAAAGAAAUACUACCAAGUUAUAUGUUUUGCAAGGUUCAACUGUUACUGGUGAUGCAACCGUCGCUUCCUCUUCAUUGUCAGAUGAUGAUGUUACUAGACUUUGGCAUAUGCGUCUAGGGCAUGUGAGUGAGAAUGGUAUGGAAGAAUUGAACAAAAGAGGACUUCUUGAUGGACAAUGCAUUAGCAAACUAAAGUUCUAUGAGCACUACGGUUUUGGGAAGCAAAGGAGAGUUCAAUUUACCAGAGGAAUCCAUAACACGAAGGGAACUCUGGAUUAUAUACAUUCUAAUCUUUAG
Molecule: messenger RNA, 459 nt
Organism: Gossypium raimondii (Peruvian cotton)
Lineage: Eukaryota; Viridiplantae; Streptophyta; Magnoliopsida; Malvales; Malvaceae
Exons: 1
Coding region: 1-459 (152 amino acids)
Source: RefSeq, a predicted model, not a curated record